Messenger RNA from Chelmon rostratus (copperband butterflyfish), 4917 nucleotides. RefSeq names its product PDZ and LIM domain 5a (gene pdlim5a). Gene Ontology annotation, molecular function: muscle alpha-actinin binding; actin binding. The coding region runs from base 279 to 1994 and encodes 571 amino acids. Gene Ontology annotation, cellular component: adherens junction; Z disc; stress fiber. The record is from RefSeq and is a predicted model, not a curated record. The transcript is spliced from 13 exons. Gene Ontology annotation, biological process: heart development; actin cytoskeleton organization; muscle structure development. Lineage: Eukaryota; Metazoa; Chordata; Actinopteri; Chaetodontiformes; Chaetodontidae.
CACACACAGUGUGUUUGCUGGGAAGGGGACAGUCCAGGGGAAACUAGGGAUUACAUUGUCUACCUGUCUGUGAAGGAAAUAUUUUUCCUCUCUGGAAUUUCCAUUAAAGAGAUCUUGGAGCAACAUCUUGAAGGGAGCACCUCUGACCAACCGUUCCUCCCCAUCGUCAGCACCCAGCGACAUCAUUACCAUCACCUGAUCUGCAACGUAGUCUUUUCUGGCCAUCUGCGUCGUCACUUGUCAGACACAUUGACACAUUUGUCAUCAUCCAGGAGACCAUGAGCAGCACCUACAGCGCCACUCUCUUAGGCCCUGCCCCCUGGGGCUUCAGGCUGCAGGGCGGGAAGGACUUCAACAUGCCCCUCACCAUCUCCAGGCUGACGGAUGGUGGGAAGGCGGCUAAAGGUGGCAUCGCUGUGGGAGACAUGGUUCUGUCUAUCGACGGCAUCACCACGGAGGGCAUGAACCACCUGGAGGCCCAGAACAAGAUCAAGAGCUGCACUGGAAACCUCAGCCUCACCCUGCAGAAGGCCUCCAGUGUUCCUAAACCUCCUCCUGUGGCACCGAAGGACGACAGAUCAGACAUCAUAAAACCAGUGGCCCUCACUCAUCCACCUCCACCACCCGAUCCCCACUCCUCCAGCCCCUCCACCGUCCCCUACAACAAGGCCCCCAGGCCUUACGGGGGUUGCGGAACAGAGCGCGAAUACCCUCCUCCUCCCCCUUUUGCUCCCUUCAUCCCAUCCCCAUCCUCUGCCUUCACUCCCGCCUCCUCCUACGCCAGUCCUCCUCCUCCUCCUCCACCUCCUGUCUCUUACCCAUCCUCUUCCUCCUCCUCCUCCUCGCCCCCUGUCCUCGUUCCGCCCCAGCCAUCAGUGUAUAACACACCAAUCAACCUCUACUCCACCGAGAACGCAUGUGAGGUGGCCAUGGGGCAGAGGCGGGGCCUAUUGGAGAGUCAGGGCGGAGCCUUGCCUCUGCAGUUGAAUGGAGUUCCCAGGAAACACGUCGUGGACACAGACAUCCACUUUUACCAUGUGCCCACUCAUGCUGAUGCCAGCAGGAAGCGCAUAACGGAGGACACAGAGGACUGGCGCCCGCGCACCGGCACCACCCAGUCCAGAUCUUUUAGGAUUCUGGCUCAGAUCACCGGCACCGAGAAUGUUCAAGAAGAGGAAGCUGACACAGCCAAGAAGACAAAUGACGAGGGAGAGCAGCCAGAACUCAACAGCCAUGAGUCUGCAGUUGUCAAGACUAUGAUCAAAGGACCUGCUGCAACCCAGGGCCGCGGCCCACAGGCUGGUUUGAUCACCCCAUCAUUUGGCAUGAAGGGGAAUGGAAGUGCCAGUGUCCCUAGGGGUCCUGUCCCAGCCCGACCUGUACCUCAGCCCCACCCUAAAGACGAGGACACCCUGGUCCAGAUGGCAGAACACAUCCCAGCUGGGACUCGUACGCCCAUGUGUGCCAACUGCAACAUGGUCAUCAGAGGGCCAUUUCUGGUAGCGAUGGGGAAGUCGUGGCAUAAGGAGGAAUUUAACUGUGCUCACUGCCGCACGUCCCUGGCAGAUACCGGCUUUGUGGAAGAACAGGGAUCUGUCUACUGUGAACACUGCUAUGAGGACUUCUUCGCUCCAACAUGCAGCCGCUGCCAGGCCAAGAUACUGGGGGAGGUGAUAAAUGCCCUCAAACAGACGUGGCAUGUCUACUGCUUUCUGUGCGCUUGCUGUCAGCAGCCAAUCAGAAACAACACCUUCCACCUGGAGGAUGGAGAACCGUACUGUGAACAAGACUUCUACAGUUUGUUCGGGACCGGCUGCCAUGGCUGCGAGUUCCCCGUCGAAGCCGGAGAUAAGUUCCUGGAGGCCCUCGGCUACACCUGGCAUGACACCUGCUUUGUCUGUGCUGUGUGCUGCACCCCUCUGGAAGGCCAGACCUUCUUCUCCAAGAAAGACAAACCUCUUUGCAAGAAACAUGCUCACACACUGAAGAUAUGAAUCUUGGACUUUCCUUACAAUUUUCUAGCCAUAUAUAGUGUCUUGGUUGGGGGUGGGGGUGGGAAAGCCUCUUCAUAGCAGUUAGGUCAUACAACAAUAAAACUCAAGCAAUACAAGCAUGGACUCUUGUUCCAGACCCAUUGUUAAACAUAAUCUACUUCUGUCAUCAUAUUUCCAUUAUAAGUAGCACUUAUAGCACUAUAAGUUGCACUAAAGGAUCACUGUUUUUAUUUACCUGUUUUUACCAAAAAAAGAAAACUCUGAAAGAAGCAGAUCUGUUUUAAGUGAUUUUCAUCUGAAUUUGAUUUUCUGAUGCAUCCAAAAGUAGAACGGUGCAGCUGAUGUGUACAAUGACUAUGAAUCACCUACAUCACCUACUUACUAAUAGUUUUUAUUUCUUAAUUCAGAGUUUAACCUUGAGUUUCUCAGGAGCAUCAAAGUGAGAUCGUCACAUUUCCUAUUGUAAGUCAGUGUACCUGAACCUGUGAAAUCACACAACAGUUGUAAUAAGACCAUAAAAAUAUAUAUUCAUACUUCUGCUGUAUGCUUACAGAGAGAGUAUUAGACUGUUAUCUUCUAAGCAGGGGUUUUUGUUAGUGUUCAUGUUUGUGUAGCUGUAUUCAUAUUCAGCAACCUGAUCAGCAGCUAUUAACACAAGCUCAAGAGAAUACUAGCCAUCCAAUUUCCUGUGUCAGACUUUGUUUAUUUGGUCGGUGUGCUCUUUGCUGUACAAACAUGUCUCAACCAUAUCUGAAGUAUGAAAAUCUGUAUCAAAGCAUUUGUAGUGCUAGUUGUUGAGCUGGAUGUCUGCAGUGAUGGUGAAAGCUGUUGCCUUUGAUCAGUGCUUAGAACUAUUUGAACUCUUUCUGUAUGUUUUACAUGAAUUCUGUGUAUUUUAUUUUAUAUUUGUCAUGUGAACUGUUACCAUUGAAAAGUAGUAUGACUUUGCAACAGUGAGGCACUCGUGAUCUUGAAUUUAUUAGAGAACAGAAUUCACCCUAAAUAUAACUUAAAUAAAUAAAUACACGUACAAAACAAAUGUAUAUUAUGUAUAAUUAUGGGAGGAUCCAGGGGCAGGGCGGGGCCACAGGGGCACUGACCGCAGCUGAAACCUGAUUGGCCCCUGAAGUGCCCCUGUCCUGUCACUCUUCUUUUGAUGCUUUACAGAUGAGUAAAUGUCAUAAAUUAUAGCACCUAAAAUAACUUCUUGAAAAUAUAGUGAUGCUGCGUUUUGGUCGGGUAAUAAUGGGAAAGAUUCCUGGAUGCAGCUUGGAUGUUAAUGAAAAUCGUAGUUAUGAGCGGAGACUGGUAAUUCCGCUGUGUAGUGAACGCCACAUGAGACUGUACUGAUGGCUGAGGGGAACAGCAGCACACAGAAGCUUCAUGGUAAGUUAUGAUUCCCCACAUUAGUUUUCGUUUCUACUCAUAUUAGGCGAUGUGUUGGUCUUCACAGAAGGGCACUAGCUUGUCUCCAGUUACUCUGAGGGUUCAAAUGACAACUCACUUGACCAACCAAGAUCUGCCAUUUGAAGCCCACCAACCAGAGCAGCCAGUAACAGACUGAGUUAAAAAGAACGGCCUCCUUCUCCCCUGCGUGUGAAGGUCUAGCCAAUCACAGCCGAUUUUACAGAUGACUGACGCUUCGAAUAUGAAAUUGAAUGAAAUGUUGAACAUGGCGAUAUGCUACAUCAGAGGGGUAAUUUACAUUUCCAGACACAAAUAUGGAUAUUACACACAAUCUGAAGUGAUUGACAUAGUAAAUGGCCUCAGUAUAAAGAUAUAUGGUCAAAAUAUUAAUACAGAUACCUUAAGUAUGAAUAUAGAUGGCCAAAAUUUAGAUUUUAUUCAGAUAAAUGUAGAGAUUUCUGUCGAUAAAUUUAUAGGUGUUGCCUUUUUUUUGGAGGACACCUAAAUAUAUCAUUAGAGAAAACAUGAAAAUAAUCAGUUUCUGUAGUAAAAAAAUAAAAAAUGUUGAGGCGGGAAAAAAAACCUUCAGUGUGUUCAAACUUCUAUUACUCAAUGCCAGCAGCACUUACAGUGAUUCUGGUUCAGAGUAAAAGUUCAGAGUGUUACCUUUCAAAAGAGACCAAAACCAUGCACGUACUCCAAAUGGUUGAGGAGCAGCUCUCAGCUGACUGUGGGUGUCCCUUUGAUAGGUGUUUUAGGCGAAUUUUCACUGGACUGUUAAGGAGUUAAAAUGCAAUAAAUAUGUGAAUUGUUUAGACUUUUUAUUUCCUCUGCUUUUUUGAAGUACUCCAUGUGUGCUGAGCAUGGCUCAAUUUGCAAAAUAUAUUCAAUGAUAUGUGUCGUCACUCAAAGUUACAGAGUCACCGGCAAACGAGGAAUGACUGGUGAAACGUACAUAAGGAAAUCUGCACGGAUGUUGGGCAGAUACUCGCCCCUUGGUGUAAAAUGUGGCUCCUUUAUGGCUUCUGUUUUAGAAAAAUCCCAGAUUUGGUCCUGAUUUAUGUAUUUCUGCUCACUAUAAGCACUGCGAACUUUUAUUUACUUGUGUUUCAUAAUGGUCUUUCUGGUCUGGCCUGCAGGAAAAUAAGGUCAAAGUUUGGAUACUAUAAUCUUUAUGUAGUUAUCUGUAUAUUUUAUUUUGUUCAUAGAGAAGAGAAAAGUCUUAACUGAAGAUAUGUAUUGAAUUGUUGUUUGGAUAACUGGCUUUUUGCUUUUCAGGGGCGAUGCAAGCAAAUAAUUGUUUCAUGGUUUUAGUUUCUCACUUGACUGUCCACUAACCAUCCACCACCAUUUACCAGAACAAAUGGUGACACAACUCGUCAUUUCACAUAAUUAUCAUAAAAGACAGCUGGGUUGAGUACAGUGUUAAGUGGCAAACAAACAUGGAAAAAUACUUAAUUUUCACUGACAAAAUGACGAUCUGACCCAUCAAAACUAUCCAAUAAAUUAUAUUCUU